AUGUUCCUCACUAGGACUGAAUAUGAUCGUGGUGUCAAUACGUUUUCACCAGAAGGACGUCUUUUUCAGGUUGAAUAUGCUAUCGAAGCUACAAAGUUAGGUUCAACUGGAAUCGGCAUCAAGACAGCUGAAGGUGUCGUUAUGGCAGUGGAGAAACGAGUUAAUUCAACUCUAAUAAUUCCGUCAAGUAUCGAGAAAAUUUUCGAGGUGGAUAAACACAUUGCGUGUGCUGUAAGUGGAUUAGUGGCGGAUGCUAGAACUCUCAUUGAACGUGCACGUACAGAAGCAGCUCAUCAUUGGUUUGUGUACAACGAGAAAAUGACAAUUGAAGAUGUGACUAAGGCAGUUAGCAAUUUAGCACUGGCCUUUGGAGAUGAUGAUAUGGAGUCAGGAGCAAUGAGUCGACCAUUUGGUGUAGCCUUAUUGUUCGCCGGUGUCGACGAACGAGGACCACAAUUGUAUCAUAUGGAUCCAAGUGGUACAUAUAUACGAUAUGAAGCAAAAGCAAUUGGUUCAGGCUCUGAAGGUGCACAACAAGCCUUACAAGAAAUAUAUCAUAAGAAUAUGACAUUACAUGAAGGUUGUAAGCAUGCUUUAUCAAUUUUAAAACAAGUUAUGGAAGAGAAGCUUGAUUCAACAAAUGUAGAGAUGGCAACAGUCAGUAUUAAGGAUAAUUAUCACUUAUUCCAAAAGCAUGAAGUACAAGCGAUCAUUGAAGAAAUUGCUCAAUCCUAA
This is a messenger RNA of Trichobilharzia regenti, 735 nucleotides long. NCBI's taxonomy places the organism in Eukaryota, Metazoa, Platyhelminthes, Trematoda, Strigeidida, Schistosomatidae. The record is from the annotation of a GenBank genome assembly.